AUGGCCACAGGACAUGAACGUUACAUCGACGACUAUGAAUCCGGAGUCAAGUCCGGGCGCAUAGCUCAACCGCCACGCGGGCUGAUAAAGUACAUUGACAUCAUAUACGAGAUAGAGAACCAAACGAGGAUCCUUCCUGCGAGAGUCCAGGAGAUAAGAGUUGCGACACCGGCCACGGCUUCCCGUGAAGAGGCCCAGAGGAUUCUCAACCAGUUAAUCGAUCCUCUUUCGGAGAGCCUCAGGUAUCUCCUCAACAUCAGAAAGACCGUUUAUAUUGACUUCCAUUGUGCACGUCUCCGUGCCAGGAGAAGUGGGCCGCCGCCCGAAGUCCUCAGGAGUGUGGAGAAUUUGGAGGCGCUAUGGAGGGAAGCAAUAAUGGAGGCCGAGCACGUGUUGGACGCGGCUCUAGACGACUUGAAGCACCACAUCGCGUUCUAUCAAGUGCCAGGUCGCUACCUCGACAACCCGGCCAAAGACGACCGGCUAUUUCGCGAAGUUGGUCCCCUCGAUACUGCCCGUCUGGUCCUUACUUACAACUGUCAGAGAACAGGUAGAGAGACAAGUGGGAAAACCAUGCUCAAGUGUCGAAAACGUAAGGCGCCUGGUGCGUCAACCACCACCAGCACCCCCCGAACUACUCGCGCCAGCGCAGCGUCGCGGAGAGCGGCGUCAGCCCGUAGCGCAGUUCCCGAUGUGUACCGAGAAAUGGUUUCUGAGGCACGGCGCAUGGCUGUUGCUGAAGAUUUCCCGGAAGCUACAACGCCAGAGAGACCACUGAAGCGAAGAAGGCCCGGAGAGAGACAAACGCCAAAGGUCGAGACGAAGCCAGUCAAGCCAACUGUAAUACCGGAGCCCACAACGACGGAUCAUGAUAACCCAGAAGACGAUGACGACGAGGAGCUUGAGUUUGAGGAUGUCGAGUUACCACCACCCACCUUACAGACCAUUACUAGAGACUCAGACGAUGAAGACGAUGAAGAGCUGGAGUUGGAGGAUAUCGCAUUCGAUUCCCAGGGCGCAUUUUCCUCGGCUGUAGCAGGCGAUGUUCAGCUAGACCUGAACUUGAGCGCCCAGAAAGCAGCAAUGGCACCUCAUCGAAGAGUUGUAGAGCGGCGAAAAGCACUAAGCAAAUCCGAGAAGGAACAACGAAGGGAGAUUCACAAAAUCCACCUCCUUUGUCUUCUUGCGCAUGUGGAGCGGAGGAAUAGAUGGUGUAACAGUCCCAAAGUCCAGGAGGCUCUGAGAGCGCUCUUGACGGACAAAAUGCGAAAGUCACUAAUACCGAGAGCGAGUUUGAACCAGUACGGGCGAACCGAAUCACUCAAGGCAGGACUUCAGGAGACGAGCACCAUGUUUAAAACGAAGUUCCAGAUCACGGAACGGGGACUGCGGCGAGCAUUGUGGGCGGAAGAUGAGGGGCAGUUGAAAAAUUACCAACUCCCAGAUGACCUCGAAACUGUCAAGUCCAAAGACGACUUUCUUAAAGCCGCCAAAUCUCUUUCCGGCUCUCGUGAUGUUGGAGCCCAGCUCUUUUGUGCACUCCUUCGUUCCAUUGGCGUCCAAGCCCGCCUUGUAUGCUCCCUUCAGCCACUCUCUUGCGUCCCGGGGGCUCCUACGAUGCCUAAACAACAGAAAACGAAAUCUUUAAAUGCCUCAAAGGGACCAUCCGCAGCCGAUCGGUAUGCCGCUGCAAUGUCCAAGUACGGCAAUACAACCACCACUCCAGAUCCAAGAACCCCAGCAUUCCUGUCAGGCCGAAGUCGUCUCGGACACCCAAACGCAACAGCCUACAACGUCCCGUCCAUGACCGCUCCCCCACCACCCCCUUCCCGCCCCGAAAUCCCCAAAGCCAAGACAAUAAAAGGGGAAUCCCCAUACCCCAUAUACUGGGUAGAAGUCCUCGAUGAGGCACAACAAAAAUGGCACCCCGUAGACCCCCUCGUCACCAACACCCAAUGGCGCCCGCGUGCUCUCGAGCCCCCAGCCUCCGAUAAAGAAAACAGCCUCACCUACGCCAUCGCCUUUGAUGAAGACGGCUUCGCCCGCGACGUCACCCGCCGCUACGCCAAAGCCUACAACUCCAAGACCAAGCGCCAACGCAUCGACGGGCCCAUCUCGCCCACUACUCCCUCGGGGAUCAACACAGGCGAGCGCUGGCUCCGCCGCCUUUUCUUGCGACACUACACCGCUACCGAUUUUCCCACCGACCUCGACCAAAUCGAGCUCAACGAGCUCGCCGCUCUUGAGGGCGCAGAGCCCAUGCCCCGCAACGUCCAGGACUUCAAGGACCACCCCAUCUACGCGCUCGAGAGACAUCUUCGUAGGAACGAAGUCCUCCUACCCGGCGCUCAAUCAACAGGGACAGUGUCAGCGGGUUCCAAAGCCCCCAUUGAGCGCAUCUACCGCCGUAAAGACGUGGUCGUCGCUCGAUCGCGCGAAAAAUGGUUUCGGCUCGGCCGCGUAGUCAAACCCGGUGAAGAGCCAGUAAAAGUUCUUCCUCCCAAGAGGAAACGGAGUUCCAAGUUUGGUGGGGAGAGGAUAUCAUCCUCUUCUCCUUCUCUCCUCGAGACUAAUAAUGAAGACGACGACGACGGUGAUGAAGGGGAUCUGUUCGGGGAUUACUCCCUUGCCAAAGCUGGCGGGACACCGCUUUACGCUCCGCAGCAAACAGAGCUGUACGUACCCCCGCCCGUUUCCAAGUCGGGGAAGAUUCCGAAGAAUAAGUUUGGGAAUGUGGAGGUGUAUGUCCCUUCUAUGGUCCCUGCUGGAGGAGCGCACAUCCCGCAUGAGAGAGCGGCGCAGGCGGCGCAUAUAUUGGGGGUGGACUAUGCGCCUGCGUUGACGGGGUUUGAGUGGAAGGGAAGAAAGGGGACGGCGAGGAUCUUGGGAGUGAUGGUUCCCGAAAAGGCGGCGGAGGCGGUGAGGGCGGUGAUUACGGGGUUGGUGGAUAUGGAGGAGGAGGAGAGGGAGGAGAGGAGGAGGAUGGAGGUGUUGAGGUUGUGGAGGGUUAUGUUGAGGGGACUGAGGAUUAGGGAGAGGGUGUUUGGGGGUGUUGAGGAGGAGGAAGUGGAGGAGGAGGAGGGGGAGGAGGGGGAGGAGGAGGAGGAGGAGGAGGAGGAAGAAGAACAUGAUAAGAAAAAGGACAAGAAAGGGAAAGAGAAAGAAAAGGGAAAAGAGACGGAGGAGGAGCAGUUUGAUAGGGAGAUGGCAGAUGCGCCGAGUGAUGUGUCGGAGGAGUUUUAUAUGGAUAUGGAUAAUGAUGAUGAAGAAGGGGGUGGUGGGUUUUUAAUUGAGUAGAUUUUGCAUAUUUCAAAAUGGAAAUUCUCUUUUUCGAG
Messenger RNA from Neurospora tetrasperma FGSC 2508, 3335 nucleotides. RefSeq lists its product as uncharacterized. The record is from RefSeq and is a predicted model, not a curated record. Gene Ontology annotation, biological process: nucleotide-excision repair; mismatch repair. Gene Ontology annotation, cellular component: cytoplasm; nucleotide-excision repair factor 2 complex; nucleus. Gene Ontology annotation, molecular function: single-stranded DNA binding; damaged DNA binding. Lineage: Eukaryota; Fungi; Ascomycota; Sordariomycetes; Sordariales; Sordariaceae. The transcript is spliced from 5 exons. Bases 1 to 3297 code for a protein of 1098 amino acids.